GACGCAGUAUCGGCUGCUACGAGUGCUACGCUCGAAGUUGUCGUUUUGAUUUUAUAUGCGGCAUUCUUGUGACAGAUAGAUGGUACACAUCGUUUACUGAGCGUUCCACCUUCGGCGAAGCCGGCGAGCGUCAAUUAAAGGAGAAGAAGAGCUCGAUCUGGUUAUUUGCUGUUUCAUUUGUGGAUAUUUACAAAAUUUUAUAAUUGUUUUGCACAUAAUCGACAAAAUAUUGCGAGAUGUAAACGAGUUGGGACAAGCGUAACUUGACGUCGAGUUAGUAAAUAAACACUUCGUGCAAUUAAUUUUUAUCUGUGUAAUUAAUCUAAAAUAAUUGAAAAAUGGCGAACAAAAAGUCUGUGGUGCAAGAAUUUAAGUUGGAUCCGAAAUGCGAAUUGCGAUUCGAGGUGGAGAACAAGAACGAAAAAGUCAGAUUGGAGCUGAAGAACGGCCGGGCGGAAGUUUUCGGGACGGCGUUGGUGAGAGGGAAGAAGUACGAGUUCACCACCGGCGCGAAAGUCGCGGUUUACACCUGGCAGGGCUGUACCGUCGAGCUGGUCGGGAAAGUUACGGUCAGUUACGUGGCGAAGGAGACGCCGAUGGGCCUGUACUUGAAUUGCCACGCGGCGAUGGAGCGGAUAAGGGAGACGGCGGAGAAGGACGACUCCAUCGGGCCGAUAAUAAUGGUCGGCGGGUCUUGCGACGUGGGAAAGUCCACGCUCUGCCGGAUACUGUCGAACUACGCCGUGCGAAUGGGCCGAAGUCCGAUCUUCGUCGAUCUCGACGUCAGCCAGGGAUACAUAUCGAUUCCCAGCACCAUAAGCGCAUUCCUGGUGGAACGGCCGUCCAACGUGGUGGAGGGUUUCAGCCAUCAGGCCUCGGUCGUCUUCCACUUCGGGCACAAACUGCCGCAGGCCAAUGUGACGCUGUACAACCUGCUGGUGACGCGUCUGGCGGAGGUCUGCUCGGACCUGUUGCAAGUCAACAAGAAGGUCAGGGCGUCGGGGAUCGUCAUAAAUACGUGCGGCCUGGUCAAGGGGGACGACUACAAGCUGCUCACGCACGCGGUGCAGGCGUUCGCGGUGGACGCGAUUUUCGUGCUGGAUCAGGAGAGGCUCUACAACGAAUUGGUGAGGGACAUGCCGGACUUCGUGGAGGUGGUCUUCCUGCCGAAGAGCGGCGGACUCGUCGAGCGGUGCCAGGCGCGGAGGCCCGAGGCGAGGGAUCAGAGCGUCAGGGAGUACUUCUACGGCUCGCCGAUACCGUUCAAUCCGUACAACGUCGAGGUGAAGUGGAGCGAGGUGAGGCUGUACAAGAUCGGCGCGCCCGUUCUACCGGCGUCCUGCAUGCCGUUGGGCAUGAAGGCGGAGGACAAUCUGACGAAGCUGGUGGCGAUCACGCCGGGGCCGAGUCUGCUGCAUCACAUGCUGUCCAUUUCUUCCGUCAAUCCACCCGAGGACGUCGUGCAGACUAACGUGGCCGGAUUUGUCUGCGUGACCAACGUGGAUGUCGAGAGGCAGACGUUUACCACGUUAACGGUGCUUAGCCCGCAACCUAGACCGUUACCGAAUACAGUGUUGUUACUGUCGGAUAUACAAUUUAUGGACAGUCAUUAGAUAGAGACGGACUUUGUUGUUAUAUAAAUGUUUAUAUUUAUCCUACGUAAUAUAUGUCGUGUAAGUUAUAUAUAUAAUAUAUAUAUAUAAAUAAUCGUGUUAAAUAUAUGUAUAUAUGUACGAAUCUAGGACAAACUAACUUAUUGACUCUAAAUAUUUGGAACUAUUUUGUAUGAUUAAACAAUUUUUUAUUGUUUUUUACUUGAAUUAUAAUAUAUUU
Wasmannia auropunctata (little fire ant) is the source of this 1833-nucleotide messenger RNA. Its product is annotated as protein CLP1 homolog. Gene Ontology annotation, cellular component: nucleus; mRNA cleavage factor complex. Gene Ontology annotation, molecular function: polynucleotide 5'-hydroxyl-kinase activity. The transcript is spliced from 4 exons. Gene Ontology annotation, biological process: tRNA splicing, via endonucleolytic cleavage and ligation. Bases 339 to 1613 code for a protein of 424 amino acids. The record is from RefSeq and is a predicted model, not a curated record. Lineage: Eukaryota; Metazoa; Arthropoda; Insecta; Hymenoptera; Formicidae.